This is a messenger RNA of Harpegnathos saltator (Jerdon's jumping ant), 3650 nucleotides long. RefSeq names its product eukaryotic translation initiation factor 3 subunit A (gene eIF3a). Gene Ontology annotation, molecular function: translation initiation factor activity; mRNA binding. Lineage: Eukaryota; Metazoa; Arthropoda; Insecta; Hymenoptera; Formicidae. The coding region runs from base 187 to 3522 and encodes 1111 amino acids. Gene Ontology annotation, biological process: translation reinitiation; formation of cytoplasmic translation initiation complex. The record is from RefSeq and is a predicted model, not a curated record. The transcript is spliced from 5 exons. Gene Ontology annotation, cellular component: eukaryotic translation initiation factor 3 complex, eIF3e; multi-eIF complex; eukaryotic translation initiation factor 3 complex, eIF3m.
CUCUCCUUAACCAACCGUCUCUCAUCCGGUACACGCGGUCGAGUCACUGGCUAGAUAAGUGCCGAGCUACGGGCGAUAUAUCCUGGUCUGUCGGAAUUUGGAGUCAUUUCGCAGCGCUCUCGAGACUCGGUGGAUCGCCGCUCGUCGUUUAUGGUGGAAUUGUAGCUGCGGUCUCGUCGAGGAGCCAUGGCGCGAUACGGGCAGCGUCCCGAGAACGCCCUGAAACGGGCGUACGAAUUUAUCGAAGUGGGCAAGCCAGCUCGGGCAUUAGAUACACUGCAGGAAGUCUUCCGUAACAAAAAAUGGACGUACAGCUGGUCAGAGUCUGUACUGGAGCCCAUAAUGUACAAGUACUUGGACCUAUGUGUGGAACUGAAAAAGUCACACAUAGCCAAGGAGGGUCUGUUCCAGUACAGGAACAUGUUCCAAUCUGUCAAUGUCGGCAGUUUGGAGAACGUCAUACGCAGCUACCUGAGAAUGGCUGAGGAGAAGACGAACGCAGCUCGCAAGCAGAGCCAGCAAGCGGUGAUUGACAUUGACGAUCUUGACAAUCUCGCUACGCCAGAGAGCAUCCUACUGUCCGCGGUGAGCGGCGAGGACGCCCAAGACAGAAGCGACCGCACCAUAUUGACACCUUGGGUGAAGUUCUUGUGGGAAUCAUACUGCCAAUGCUUGGAGUUGCUCAGAACCAACGCGCAUGUGGAGACUCUCUACCAUGACAUCGCGCGUAUGGCCUUCCAGUUUUGCCUCGAGUACAAUCGUAAGACUGAAUUUCGUAAAUUGUGCGAGAAAUUGCGGAAGCAUCUCGAAGAGAUCUGCAAACUGCCGCAGCUGGUCUCGAACGUCUCCAUGAACAAGGCGGAGACGCAGCAACUGAAUCUCGAAACCAGAUUGAAUCAAUUGGACUCGGCAAUACAGAUGGAGCUCUGGCAAGAAGCCUUCAAGUCGUCGGAGGACGUGCAUGGCAUGAUGAACUUAUCGAAGAAGUUACCGGUCCCAAAGACCAUGGCCAACUACUACCAGAAACUGGCGAUGGUUUUCUGGAAAGCCGGCAAUUUCCUGUUUCACGCGGCCGCGCUGUUCAAGCUGUUGCAGCUGUCCCGCGAGAUGAAAAAGAACAUGUCGUCGGAGGAGCAGCAGCGAAUGGCCAACCGGGUGUUACUAGCAACCUUGUCGAUACCAUUACCGUCCGCGCAUCCUGAAUUCGACCGCUUCAUAGAGACGGACAAGAGCCCGCUGGAGAAGGCGCAGAAGCUCGCGACGCUCUUGGGCCUCUCGCAACCACCCACUCGCGUUUCUCUGCUCAAAGAUAUCGUGCGCCUGAACGUGGUGAUGCUCGCGUCGCCGCAGCUGCAGGAGCUGUACUCGUGGCUGGAGGUGGAGUUUCACCCGUUGGAGCUCUGCGGCAGAGUCGACUCCGUUAUACAAACGCUGCAGGCGGACGAGAACAGCCCGUUGACCCAAUAUGUCCCUGCGUUGCAGGACGUUACGCUCGUGCGUCUUGUUCACCAGAUCUCCCAGGUCUACCAGACCAUCCAGUUCUCCCGGCUGCUGGAGCUCGCCAAGUUCACGACCGACUUCCACUUGGAGCGUCUGCUGGUGGACUGUGUGCGCUACAACGACAUGCAGAUCAGGAUAGAUCACGGCAAGACUUGCGUACACUUUGGCGUGGACCUGUCAGAGGCGCAACGGGAGGAUCAUCCGGACGGCCCGGUGCUGCAGGCGAUGCCGUCCGAGCAGAUACGCUGCCAGCUCGUCAACAUGGCGACCGUGCUGCACCGCGCUAUCAAUGUUAUCAAUCCCAACAAGAAGAAGCUGGAGCGGGAGAAGAUGCGUAGCGCGAUGGUCGGCCACUAUCACGAGACCAAGAUGAAGGAGCACCAGAGGAUAUUGGGGAGGCACAAAAUCAUUGAGGAGAGGAAGGAGUACAUCGAGCACAUCAACACCGUCCGCGAGGAGGAGGAGAUGCGCAGACAGGAGGAACUCCAGCGACAGCAGAUGCUGGCCGAGCAGAAGAGGAUGGAGCAAGAGCGCGAGGAGCGCGAGCGGAAACGCCAGCAGAGCGAGAUACAGCAGAUCAAGGACCGCCACCUGAAGGAAAAGAUGCAGCAGAUCUCGCAGACCAGUCAUGGGCAGAAGGUGUUGAAGAAGCUCGACGAGGACGAGAUCAAGAAGCUGGACGCGGAGCAGAUCGCGGCGAGGGAGGCGGAGGAGCUGCAGAAGGAGCGGCGGGAAAUGCAGCAGAAGCUCAAGUCGCAGGAGAAGAAGGUCGACUACUUGGAACGCGCGAAACGCCUCGAGGAGAUCCCGUUGCUGGAGAAGGCGGUGGAGGAGAAGAUGGAGCUGGCGAAACAGUGCUGGAAGCAGCAAGAGGACGAGCGAAUCGCCGCGACCGUCGAAGAGAGGCAGCAGGCUGUUGCGACGCGAGAGCGUAUGGCACGCAUGAAGGCCGACCACGACAUCUUCCUCGCCAAGAUCCUGGCUGAGCGUAAGAACAUAUAUCUGGAGAAGCAGAAGGAGUAUGACAAGCUGCUGAACGAGGAGCGCGCCAAGAGGUUGUUGCAACGCAAAAAUCAGCGCAAAGCCGAGCGCAAGGCCAAGUGGGAGAAGGAGCGCGCCGAGGCCGCAGAACGACGGCGCCUGGAGGAGCUGCGCAUCAAGCAGGAGGAGGAGAAGAAGCGCUUGGAGGAGGAGAGGGCCAAGAGGGAAGAGGAGGAGAGAGUCAGACGGGCCGAGGAGGAGGCCAGAGAAGCGGAACGUUUGGCCAAGCUCAAGAAGCAGUCUGAGAUCAUGCGAAACAGGGAAGCCGAGAUCGAACGGAAACUCGAGGAAGAACGCCAGCGGACCAAGGAACUGACGGCAACAUGGCGGCGUAAUCCCGAAAGAGAUCAGGAACGUGAGCGUGAUGGCCCGAAACCUGCAAUGGAGUCAUGGCGGCGUAAUCCCGACCCCAAGGAUUCCAACGGACUCAAGAGCGAAGCGGAGCGCUGGAGGAAGCGGGACGACAAAAUCGAGGAGUCUUCAUGGAAGAGGAGGGAACCGGAACGACGCGACAUGGACAAGUGGAGAAGAAAUGACGACUCGGAUAGAUGGAAGGACAGUAUGGAGAAAUGGAGGGACAACUACGAUAGAGAUGAUCGCGAGCGUGAUCGCGACCGUGAGCGUGAUCGUGAUCGUGACCGCGAACGUGAUCGUGAUCGCGAACGUGAUCGUGAUCGUGAUCGUGAUCGCGAUCGUGGAAUGGACGGCGGUCGCUCGAUACGCGAAAUUCCUCGGGAUCCGAUGCUAUCAUCCGAUCGAGACCGCGGCAGAAUGUCCGACCGUCGCGGUGGUUAUCGACGUGACGAGCCUGUACGAAACACCAAUCAGGACUGGCGCAAACGCGACCCACCUCCAGACUCUCCUAGAGAUCCACCCAAGCGAGAGCGAGAGGAACGCAAGGAAGAGAAACUUCCGCCUAGGCCCGACGAAAGAAGGCGGCCACUGGAGGAUGACGGCUGGUCAAAAGUCAGUCGACGCUAACAGUGGAUCUCUACAGCUUCGUUCGUGUAAUUGUUCGAUGUCGGUUACUCUGUGUAUGGAGUCUACUUAUUAUCUGAGUCGAGACUCUGUUGAGACAAAUGAACAAACACGAAUUUCUUGCUUUCCAA